GGUCGUUCUCAAUUCCAAGUCUUCCCCUGCAGGCCUCUGCUUCCUCCCGGUUUCCUUGGCUUCUCUCCAUCUCCAUCCCUCACCACAGCUCUUAAACCAGCGGCAGCCGGCAGGCACCACCAGAGACUUCCGGCCAACCAAAGACCACCGAAAUGGAGCCGAGGAUGGAGGACUUCCGGCCAGACAACGCGGUCACCAGCCCGUACGCCACGGCGCCGUCCAGCCCGCGUGGGCGCCGUGUCCUCUCCGACGAGGGAGGGGCGGGAGGCGGGCCUUUUCUGACGGCGCCGUCGUCGCCGAACCCGUUCGACCUCCUGCCGCCGGCCGCCACCCCGCGCCUCACCGGCGCCAACCCGUUCGACCUCUUCCAGCACUUCACCAGCGCGCCCGCCAGCCCCCGCCGCGCCGCGGCCAUAUACGCGCACUUCGCCGAUGGCAACGGCAGCAGCGACGGUGGGCGCGACGGCGACGGCGACGAUGGCGACAGCGACGGUGACGAGGAGUUCCAGCCGCGCCGGUCGUAUGCCACGGGCGGCGGAUCGUCCGUGCCGUUCGACUGGGAGGAGAGGCCUGGGACGCCGAAGCGAGGGCUUGCCGGUGGCGUGGCCGCGAACGAGGCGGCGUGGGACACGGAAUUCGAGUUCGGCACGCACGUCGGCAGUGCCGCGCCGGCGGAGACGCUUACGGCGGCCGACGAGCUCUUCGAGAAGGGCAAGAUCAGGGCUUUGAAGCCGAAGCAGGCCAAGACGGCCGACGAGCCGAAGAUUCGUCCGCUGAAGCCGCCGCCCGGCCUGCUCGACGGUGGGAGCGUCGCGUCGUCGCCGCGGUCGCCGAUGGCCGGCAGAGGCGCCAUGUGGUCGCCGCGGCGGAGGAGCAGGGUCGGCUCCGGCGUGGACUUCGACCCGUUCGCCGCCGCGCUGCUGGAGGCAACCAAGGCGCCAUCGCCAUCCCCGCUCGGCGGCAAGGAUGACAGGGGCAGUGUCGCCCUCGCCGGAUCGCCGCCCAAGAAACCGGCCACGCGUACGGCGGCGAGGUCGAGGAGCGCCGGGUGGAGAAAGUGGCGGCUCAGCGACCUCCUCCUGUUCCGGAGCUCAUCCGACGGCGGCCGCGUCAACAAGCAGGAGCACCCCGACAUGAAGCCAGUGCAGCAGUUCAACGUGCCUGUCAAGAAGGCGAGCGCGCAGCCGGCGAUGAUGAUCAAAGCCAGCGCAAAGGGCGACGACAUGGGCAAGGAGUGGAAGCAGCAUGGCAACAGGAACGCGGCCGCGGCGGCGGACAGCGUCGCCGGGUGCGCUCGGCUGAGCCCGCUGCAGCGGCUGGCCAAAGGGCUCGGCGCGUACUCGUGGCACCACCACGGCAUGGCGCCGCCGGCAAACCAAGGGUGAAGAAUCAUAGCGGUUAUUUUGCAGUAUUUCUCUGCCCGGUUAUUGUUCAUAUACAAGUUCUUUUUUUUUGCAUAGUGUGAAACCAUAUACAAGUGCAAUAUGCAACCAAUACUGCUUUUGGUCUUGGUUUCUCACUUUGUGGAGCUUGACUGUAUUAUCAUCAUGUACAAUUUGCAUAACUAGCAAAAGUGGCCGUGGUAGGGCUUUGGAUUCUCGUAGAAACACUGCGGAUCCAGAUCAUGUCGAGAAACAUUUCGGACGAUGAAUCGGAAUUACUUUAUGAAA
This is a messenger RNA of Sorghum bicolor (sorghum), 1670 nucleotides long. RefSeq lists its product as uncharacterized. The coding region runs from base 153 to 1385 and encodes 410 amino acids. Lineage: Eukaryota; Viridiplantae; Streptophyta; Magnoliopsida; Poales; Poaceae. The transcript has a single exon. The record is from RefSeq and is a predicted model, not a curated record.